AUGCCAAACUGUCUUACUGAAGCCUUUUUUAACCCAGAUCUUCAACGGCAAAGACUAAACACUCACCAAUAUUCUGAAAAUGACAACAAGCAAACAAUGAGCAAAAUGGACAACCAUCACCUGGCUGAUUUUGUUGAGUUACAACUGAAGUCCACAAAUGACUUUGACGCAGCAUAUGACAUAGUGAUGAAUGCUGGUUGAGGUGAUUACAUGCUAAAGUUUGUUGCUAUUCAGCCAGGGGAUUGGCCUUGUCAAUUUUACUGCCGUCAGAUAAUCUACCACUGCCUUAAAAAAUAUAUUCUCUACAUGAUCAUUCCACAUAUUCAUAUCCAUCCAUUACUGGUUCUGACAAGGAGGAAAGCUUGGAAGUAA
Messenger RNA from Porites evermanni, 372 nucleotides. The record is from the annotation of a GenBank genome assembly. Lineage: Eukaryota; Metazoa; Cnidaria; Anthozoa; Scleractinia; Poritidae.